Kickxella alabastrina is the source of this 3066-nucleotide messenger RNA. RefSeq names its product fungal-specific transcription factor domain-containing protein. The coding region runs from base 309 to 3020 and encodes 903 amino acids. The transcript is spliced from 3 exons. The record is from RefSeq and is a predicted model, not a curated record. Gene Ontology annotation, molecular function: zinc ion binding; DNA binding. NCBI's taxonomy places the organism in Eukaryota, Fungi, Kickxellomycota, Kickxellomycetes, Kickxellales, Kickxellaceae. Gene Ontology annotation, biological process: DNA-templated transcription. Gene Ontology annotation, cellular component: nucleus.
UUUGGUUUUUAUUUUUUUAACGCUUCAUUGUGCGCGAUUUUUUUUAUUUCUUUAUAAACUAGAAUAUAUUUUCUCUUUGAAUUCAACGGUCGUUCAUUUGCAGCACAAGCCAUAUGUUUUUUUGUUGAAGAAUACUCCCCUUUUUUCUUUGCUUUUUUCUGCUACUGUGUAUUUUUUAUCACCAGCGAGCGGCUUGCUACUUCCUCAGUGCUCUGUGCCUUUUAUCAUUUUAAUUUAUUUACUCUCUCAAUACAACCCAGACACUUUUAUUGUUUUAUAUUUCUCUCAAAUCUCAUUUCAUUUGUAAAAUGCCAGAGACCAGCGACAGUGGCGACCAAAUGGACACAAACGACGCAAACGGUAGUGGAACUACCCCGUCACAGGCCGGGCAGGGCACAAUGCCGCCACCGGCGCCUACAGCGCCCACUACGAGAACAGCAGCUGUUGCAAUCAGAGCACCUCUGCCGCCCAUUCUCCCCCCACCACCACUACACCCACAUGGCCAUAGCCAGCAGCACGAGCGGCUCAAAAGGCAGGGCCAAACUCAGAGCAUUGCACCUCUCGGCAGUAUCCUUGCUGCGGCGUUAUUCCCUGGCAGCCCGCACUCAGUCUCCGAGGACGACGUCGGCCAUUCGGGGCAUCGGUCUUCGGGGAGCGAAAGCCCUUUGCCUCUGCAUGUGCGGCCACCGGCGUUUCUCGUUCCAGGCGGUGAUCGCGGCGGCCACCAGACAAUGGCGCAGGCCACGCCGCUGGUAAUUCCGAGACCCAACCAGAUGAUCUCGUCGGGAAUUAUCGGUAGCAGCAGCUACAUGGACCCGAAUAUAGUCGAGUUCUUCCACUACUUUAACGCCUUGUUCCCCAUUGUGCACUGGCCGUCGUUCAAGGAGGCCUAUGAUGACGGGACGGUGCCGAAUUACCUCAUUCUGGCUAUCAGAGCACUGUCCAAGCGCUAUUCGAAGCAGCCGUCGGUGGUACUGUCUGGUCAGUUGUAUGCUGCUGGCCAGGACUUGGCUGCUAUUGCUACGUCGCUGGCGGAGGUGGCUACAAGGGAGGAUCCCAACACGUAUUUGAUUCAGACGUGGACUAUUCUGUCAAUGUUUGAGUUUGGCAUGGGCCGGAUGAAGCAGGCUGCAGAUCGCCGUGAACUGGCUGUAAGGCUCGCGUACCAGUUGGAACUAAGUCACAUCGAGGUCCGCGCAGGACAACGGCGCGCGCGAUCCCUCAUAGUAGCAGAGAACUGCCGGCGUGUCUGGUGGACGCUCUUUUACGCCGACCGCUACUUUUCGCUGGUUUCAAGCGACCCUGAAAUCAGCCCAGCUAUCCACGAGUCCACCUAUCGAGUGGGUUUCCCGCGCGCCAUGCGCGAGGCAUCGCCGCCGCCAUUCCAACAGCAGCAGCCGUUGCCAGGCGGGUCCAACCGAGACGUUGAGUUUCCGCGGUACAUGGACCACGACGUAAUUCUCUGGUUCCAAUCAGCCAUCCCGCUGUCCCUUCUCAUGGGCCAUUUGGCACACCAAUGUCGGGCAGCCGAGCAGCUGUUCCGCAAUGGCCUAGCGGAGCGGCCGGCCGACCGCCUAUGGGAGGACGGCGAGUGGCUUGCAGCACUGGGCGAGUUCACCAAGAGCUUCCUGGUAAUCGACGCCGAGAUAUCACAGUGGCGUCAACAGCUCAACGCUGCCACGGCCAUGUCUCUGUCGCCGCCGGACAGCCCCGUGGACAAUGGCUCCGGCCUUGACCAGUCCCAUAGCACGCGCGACGUCACGUUAUUCCACCGCGAACUGCAGUACCACGGGCUGGUGAUCAUCCACCAAUGCCUUGCACUCUACGCCUACGAGAAACUGCGCGCCAGCCUCAGCACCCUGGCAUCCGCCUGUACCUCGCUGCUGUGGCUGGAGAGUACGGCGACACAGGCGUGGAAAAAAGUCGUGAGGUCGGCGGAUAUUAUUCGCGUCAGAACGAAUGCCCGCGCCACCGAGCUUGCCAACGCCAGGGCGUCGGCCUCCGGAACUAUGGCCAAUGGGGCUGCGCCUGAGCCCGAAUGGGAGCUUUGCGCCCCGCAUAUGCCCUUUUUGCUCUACUUGUCUGCCAAAGUGCAUGUGUGCCAGUAUCAUUGGCAGAAGAUUGCGUUGGCACGCACGAGGGCGGAUUCCUUGGAGAGGAAGCAGAUGCAGAGGUCGAGGGUGAAUGGAGGCAAUACUAUGGUGGAGCCGCAGCUGACCCCGGCUUUUGUGCGGCCAUUUAGCCAGCCGCCUUCAGCCACGGACACGCCGGGGGCUUUAGCGCGUGCUGACUACUGGUCCACCAACGCCAAUGCGCCUUCCCCAUCCAAGCACCAGCAGCAGCAGCAGCAGCGGCAGUCAGUGGUGCCUGGUAAUGGAUCUGGGCACUCUGCAGGGUCCAUCAAUGUCAAUCUGUCUGAAGCCACAGGCCAUGUGGUUGCCGCGGGUACCCCUGUGAUGACCACCUCGGGUGCCGCCGCUCUGGCUGCUGCCCAAGCGGCAGCAGCAGCAGGCAGCAAUAAGAGCAACAGCAGCCGGCACACCACACCCCAGCGCAGCCGCGGGGGCUCCACAACCCACCUCCACACACUAAGUGACUCUGACGGCAUGGACGAAACAACACUAUCAGCAACAAUACCAAAGACCCACAUAGAAAACGUAUCCGGUAAAAAAACAUCGGAUACUAAUAACAAGAGCAACAACAGCAGCAACCCGAUGUCACCGAGACGGACAACUGGGGACUAUACAGAUGGUGGGUUCCGUAUGAACAUUGAUGGUAUUGAUGAUGGUGAGGGCAAUGAUAGUGUGGAUGAAGAGAGUAUUGAGGUCAAGCUGGCGCGCAGAGUGGCUAGUUCGCAGGAGCGAUUGGAGCUGUUGUUGCGUUUACUGAGUGUCUGUCAGGAGUAUUGGGCGGACCAUGAUUAUGUACAGAUGCUCCGUGAUAUGCUCAGUUGGCCGGAUGAAUGGACCACAUCGAUGCAGAUGCUUGAGCGGCUGCUUUUGGAACUUCGCAUAGACUGAGCCUAAAAAAAUUCUUAAAUUAAAAAUAAAAGGACACAAAAUCAAC